CAGCGUGCGGGCCCAGACGUGGCGCAGCGACCCGGAGGUUCUCCUCCCGCUUGCGCAUCUUCUUCGGCUGGUCUGAUGAGCGUCCUGUUGCCUCCGCCGCCGCUGCUGCUGCUCCUCGCGGCGCUUGUGGCCUCGGCCACAGCCGCCACCACUUACCGGCCGGACUGGAACCGUCUGCAAGGCUUGGCCCGGGCUCGGGUAGAGACCUGUGGGGGAUGACAGCUAAACCGCCUGAAGGAGGUGAAGGCUUUCGUCACCCAGGACAUUCCAUUCUACCACAACCUGGUGAUGAAACACCUCCCUGGGGCCGACCCGGAGCUCGUGCUGCUGGGCCGCCGCUAUGAAGAACUGGAGCGCAUCCCGCUCAGCGAAAUGACCCGCGAAGAGAUCAACGCGCUGGUGCAGGAGCUCGGCUUCUACCGCAAGGCGGCGCCCGACGCGCAAGUGCCCCCGGAGUACCUGUGGGCGCCCGCCAGGUCCCCCGAGGGAGCUUCGGACCGCGCCGACCUGUAGGUCCGGGGACGCGGCGGAGCUAGGACCACCCUGCCCGAGUCCCGGAGACAGAAUGAAGCGCUCAGCAUCCCGGGAGUAGCUCCCUUGCUGAGGGCCGACGCCCGUCCCCGAGCCUGCAGGAAUGGGAUUGGGGAGGUUCCUCCCAACCCGCUUUCUUCCAUCCCCAGCUCCACUAAAUCCCUUCUGCCUUAACUGA
Molecule: messenger RNA, 709 nt
Organism: Propithecus coquereli (Coquerel's sifaka)
Lineage: Eukaryota; Metazoa; Chordata; Mammalia; Primates; Indriidae
Gene: SELENOM
Product: selenoprotein M
Exons: 5
Cellular component (GO): endoplasmic reticulum lumen
Molecular function (GO): oxidoreductase activity
Source: RefSeq, a predicted model, not a curated record